AUGCCACACGUACAAGAUCAUCGCCUGUCAGAAGAAGGCAAACUUCAUGUGAUCAAAGUUCGCAACAAGUACAUAGACGCUCUCUAUCAUCACAUUCAACACGAGUACCCGUCUUAUUCGGCUAUCGAAGUUGCUCAACGAAUCUCAAAAUUGCUACUUCUAUUGCCAAGCAUUGAACAUUUGUCACAACAAGAAGACGACAACGUUCAAUUCCUUGCGCUUUUUAAUUUGGCAAAUCUUAAUGGACUUCCGUACGAGUUGCAUUCGGCAACGAAACAACAGAUCCGUGAUGAAGAUCCCACUCAGGUAAACGAAGUGACGUCAAAUAAUGUCGACAUGAAGAGUUACGGCGAUUAUGAUUCUGGCCAAUGUGGCAGUGCCUACGGUGGCGUUCCCUCGUUCUCGAGUGGUAUUUUAUAA
This is a messenger RNA of Ostertagia ostertagi, 420 nucleotides long. Lineage: Eukaryota; Metazoa; Nematoda; Chromadorea; Rhabditida; Trichostrongylidae. The record is from the annotation of a GenBank genome assembly.